Drosophila busckii is the source of this 4642-nucleotide messenger RNA. RefSeq names its product transcriptional activator cubitus interruptus (gene ci). The transcript has 6 exons. Gene Ontology annotation, biological process: regulation of transcription by RNA polymerase II. Gene Ontology annotation, cellular component: nucleus. NCBI's taxonomy places the organism in Eukaryota, Metazoa, Arthropoda, Insecta, Diptera, Drosophilidae. Gene Ontology annotation, molecular function: RNA polymerase II cis-regulatory region sequence-specific DNA binding; DNA-binding transcription factor activity, RNA polymerase II-specific. The record is from RefSeq and is a predicted model, not a curated record. The coding region runs from base 91 to 4401 and encodes 1436 amino acids.
GCUUUUGUCAUUAUGCGGUUGUUACUUAUGUGUAAAAUUUUCAACAACCACAAAAGUUUUUAAUUCUCAACAAUUUCUCUAAAAACUAAUAUGGAUGCUUAUGCGUUACCUACGUAUUUUCCGCUGGCCUACUCGGAGUUGCAGUUUUUAGCAUCGAGAAGAGCUGCGGCGGCAGCUGCCGCAGCUACAGUGUUGCCAUGUACACCCUCUAGAAAUCAUGGACAUAUGCAUACUCAUCACCAUCCUCAUGCUUCGGAUGUUAGCAGUUCAGUUUCAAUAGCUACAAGUGCUUUAGAUUCAACGUCCGCCACAAACGGUAGGUCCAACGAUGUCCUCACUGUGGUGAAUAAUGCUGUCCAGGGCGGGCAAGGCCAAGAACAAAGCCAUCAUCAUCACACGCAUGCUCUUGAUCAUGUAGGAGUUACUGUGACUUCGCAACCACAGACACACGACUUUCAUCCGGCUUAUAGAAUCCCGGGAUAUAUGGAGCAGUUCUACUCCUUGCAACGUAGCAGCCCGACUGCGUCCUAUCACGAUCCAUAUACGAAUUGCGCACCAGCCUUUCAUUUGGCUGGGCUGGGACUGGGCUCCAGUGAGUAUUUGAGCGCACGUGGAAUGGGUUCAUUGAGUGAACUUCAUCAUGCUGCUGUAGCAGCUGCAGCAGCUGCGGCUGCUGCUGGAUCUUUAGCAAGCACCGAUUUUCACUUCAGUUUUGAUGGAAAUGGUCGCCUUAACAGUUCUCGUACGGCUGCAACUGCCGCUGCGGCUGGGGCAGGAGGAAGCAUCCGUGCUAGUGUUAGCCGGAAGCGUGCACUUUCCUCAUCACCAUAUUCAGACUCUUUUGACAUUAAUUCAAUGAUUCGUUUUUCGCCGAACUCGCUGGCAAACAUGAUGAGCGCGUCGCGUGCCAGCAGUGCAGCGAGUGGCUCAUAUGGCCAUUUAUCCGCGGGUGCCAUAAGUCCUAUUGGUAUAUCGCAUGCGCACUCUGCCAUGACGCCUCAUUUGCAGCAAUUGCAGGCUCAUUUGUUACGCGCUAGCGCUGGACUCCUGCAUCCAAUGACGGCCCAGCAAGCGGCAGCUGCUGCCAGUUACUCAAUGGGACAUGUCGCUAAUGCCGCGGCGCUCGGUCUAAGCGAGGUCUGUAUCAAUGCUAAGGAUGUGGCCAUGAGCAGUCAAGUCUCCACGCCAACGCCUACCCCCACGCAGACGCCUACGUCGACAUUCUUGAGUGUAACCACAGCAGACGAGUCAAUUAUUAAGGCCCCACAUAAUUCUAAAUCCGUCAAGAACUUUCACGAUGUAAGCAGUGAGCGAUUCAGUCGACUGGGCAAGAUUAAGCCAUCCGAGCAACCGUCAUCAACUUCGGAGAGUGUUGCUCAGGUCGAGGCUGACAGCGCCUCUUCGAAUGUGCACGAUCGUGAAAAGGGCCGUCAGAGACUUCAUCAUCAUGAUACCUUCGAUCAUGAACAAUUAAGUUCCAUAUCAAAUCCACUAAAUGAAUACGAUUGCACCACAGCAGACACCACAGAUAUUAAGGACGAACCAGGUGAUUUUGUCGAAACUAACUGUCACUGGCGUAACUGCAGCGUAGAAUUCAUAACCCAAGAUGAACUGGUGAAGCACAUAAAUAACGAUCACAUUCAAAGCAACAAGAAGGCAUUUGUCUGCCGUUGGGAGGAUUGCUCACGUGGCGAAAAGCCUUUUAAAGCCCAAUAUAUGCUUGUAGUACAUAUGCGUCGUCACACUGGCGAAAAGCCUCAUAAAUGCACUUUUGAAGGUUGCUAUAAGGCUUAUUCGCGCUUGGAAAAUUUGAAAACUCAUUUACGUUCGCACACGGGUGAGAAGCCUUAUACCUGCGAGUAUCCGGGCUGCAGUAAGGCCUUCAGCAAUGCUAGUGAUCGUGCCAAGCACCAGAACAGAACCCACAGUAACGAGAAACCGUACAUUUGUAAGGCACCCGGGUGUACAAAGCGAUAUACAGAUCCGAGUUCACUUCGGAAGCAUGUGAAGACUGUACAUGGCGCAGAUUUCUACGCAAAUAAGAAGCACAAAGGAUUGCCUUUACAUGAUGGCAAUUCUGGACUCGAUAGGGAGAGCAACAGCCAGCAUAUGCAUCGGCAACAGUUACAAGAACAGCAUAUAGACUCGAGUCCGUGCAGUGAUGAUUUUAACUCUGGUAACGCGAUCGGUAAUAGUCCAAGCGUCAAGUCCGAGUCGGGCGCCAAUUCCCCAGCCCAAUUAAACGUUGGCUCUACAAAUCCCUCCGAUGGAUCUUUAAUGUUCCUCAAUAACGGAAGGCAUGGUGAGGGCAACUUAGUUGGCGAUACCGCGCCCUCGCUGGAUGAUGGUUGGCCCUAUGAUGAUGACAUAGAUGCUGCAGAUCUGCCAAUUGUUUUGCGCGCUAUGGUUCACAUUGGUAAUGGAGGAAAUACAGGGGGUGGGUCUCUUGGGGGCGCUCAUGGCAUUGGGCGUCAGCGCUUCCGCAGUCGCCUCCAGACUAAAGUAAUCAACUCUACCAACUCCAUGCUUUCAAACAUACCCGAGAGCAAUCGUGUAAUAGGCAUCAGCGAGCUAAAUCAGCGCAUAACCGAGCUCAAAAUGGAACCGGGCAUCACUGCUUCUUCUGGGCUGAGUGACCUUCACGUAUCCCAUUGCCGAUCGUCAACGCAUUUGAAACAGCAACAAUUACAUCUACAACAAAGCUGUAACUCGUAUGGAGGAGUAGGAGCACAGUCACAAUCGCGCCGAGAUAGUCAAAACUCCAAUGCCAGUACCUAUUAUUGUAGCAUGCCAAGUCGUCGAAGCAGUCAGUCCUCACAGCUGUCAUCCAUAUCGACUAUGCGCCCUGCUGGUUGUCCUUUGUAUAGCACGACUUCAGGUUCAACGAGUGUUUCUCUGUACGACCCCAUAUCACCAGGUUGCUCUCGUCGCUCAAGUCAAAUGUCGAAUGCUCAGUCUAAUAUAAGUCCAAACAUGCAAUGUGGUAUGCAGUGCGUAGAUACGCAAUAUCCAUCCAGCUCUCACACAGAUAUCCAAACGUUCUACAAUCGACUAUCUAAUGAUCAAUGCCAGACACAGUACCUGGGAUCUGCACCUCCGAUUAUGUCUGGCAACAGCACCAGUCUACCGCCGCCGCCUUCAUCUCACGUAAUUGCCACACAUCUACAACAGCUACAACAUUCAACAAGUGUUCAACUUCAACAUAGGGGGUUGCCUGGGCGUUAUUCAAUUCCGAAUUCUCCCACCUCAAACUCUACAUAUGAGCAGACAGAUCAGUUGGUGCCGCAGUCGCAAUUGCAAAACAGUGUACAUUUGAGACGCCAAUCGGAACCAAUUUUAGCUCAGCAGACCUUGGAGCGCAUGGGUGGAAUUAUGCCUGCUUUUCAUAGGCUGGCUAGGGAAUGUCCCAUCCCAUCAACUGUAUCGCCGGCCAAGGCUAGUUUAGCUAUAAGCAGUGCGCCGGGAGUGAGCGUGGCUAAUUCACGUGACCAUCACCCCAAUGAGAAGGUUGAUCUAGAUAAAGUUGAAGAACUAAUUUUACCUGAUGAGAUGCUCCAGUACUUAAAUUUAUUUAAGGAUGCUGAAAUUACAAAGACCAAUCCACCGACAAGUAACGGAUCAACAAUGAUCAAGCCCACUAUAUCAUUUGCACCCACGGCCCCAUCCGAAACCGCACAUUACGGCCCAUCUCCCAUAACACAGACGAUAUCGCCCCCAUGCGCUGAGCGGAGCAACGUUUCUGGUGUACCAGACAAUGCGUAUCAUCAAACUGCAAAUAUUGAGAACACAAAAGCACCUAUGAAUGAUCAAUAUACAUAUCGCUAUGCGCAAGAGCGUGAUCGAACAGGUACAGUAGCAGCAAAAGCAGGACCUCAAUUUGAAACGCCACUAAGGGAUCAAAUUAUUACUGAUUCUUCAAUGACGAGCCUGCCAGAGCUGUCUAUGCCUGCAGAUGCUGAUCAGAAACAGAAGCAAAAUAGCGCAAGCGAAAUCCAAUGCGGAGUUGUCAGCCAAUCACAGAUGUCACCGGCUAUAAAGAUGGGUGCAAAUGGUACGAAUCAAUGUAUUCCGGCUGAGGACAAGAGCUCUGGAAAUGAAUUGAGAAGUCAAUGUAUCAAGUCUUUCCAAGAGGGUGAUAAUUUGCCAUCUAUGCAGUCAGACACAUAUCAGCGCACACUAGAGUAUGUACAAAGCUGCCAGAAUUGGAUGGAGACCAACAGUAGUUCUUUGUCAACGAGUCAUACUCCUGUUUGGGCCGAUGUAACCAGCUCGACGCACCCACAUCCGCACGCCUCUCCAUAUCCACAAGCACAUACCGGCAAUAAUAUGAUUAUAAAUGAUAUGACUACAUCGUUAAGCUCCCUUCUGGAAGAGAACCGAUAUUUGCAGAUGAUGCAAUAAAUUUAUUGACCGAUGUACACCUAAGUAUUUGUAGCUGUGGCCUGGAUGCGGCGUUUUACAUUUGUAUGGAUGUUUGAUGUCAUUAUAUGAAGUUCAAAACAUAGAAGAAAACUGAAUGAAAUACAUUAAAUUAAGUUAAAUCGUAAAGCCAUAUAUGCAUAUAAUAUUUAUGAUAUUCAAUAGCUACGUAUGUCUUUGUCUUCCAGAUGUUAAAUGACUCCGUCAAUAAUCGAUUUCAAUA